Molecule: messenger RNA, 1933 nt
Organism: Oncorhynchus mykiss (rainbow trout)
Lineage: Eukaryota; Metazoa; Chordata; Actinopteri; Salmoniformes; Salmonidae
Source: RefSeq, a predicted model, not a curated record
GAAAAAGGGAGACACCUGGAGGGGGGUGGACACAAUCACAAAGACAUGUGAAACAGAUCAGGGUGUGAUACAAACAGGAAACAUGUCAGUAUAGAGACAAAGUGGAGUCGCAAUUCAGCGGCUCAGACAAGUGAUGUAUUAAUAAUUCAGUUCAGAUCGACAUUUUUAUGGUCUAUGGAAUGCCACUAUUUUGAUUGCAUUUGCUGUUAGCAUGUACACCAUAAACUUAUACUAUCUCAUCAACUACCCUACUGUCAACUUUCCUACACACUGACCAGCUGACAUGUGGUGGGCCAUCAUGUGUCCUGAGCUUGUGGCUUAUGGUCCAAAAUGAGCUCUGACAUCGCCCAAAACAUUUAGUCUUACACAGUUUAAAAUGUAAAAUAGCCUUUGAGUGACCAAAACAUCACCCAUGAUAUAUUUUCCACAUUAAAAUGCUCAAUUAAGUAAAUGUACCUUUUCUCUCAUCUCUAAUGAUCAGUAAGGCUGAAGGACAGGCUAGGUGGGCACAGGAACAUCCAAUCCUGUCAUACAUUACAUCAUGUUUUCACAAAUUAUUUGUUUAUCUAACCGUUUGUUAGUGUGUGUGUGUGUAUGUGCACAGAGAGGCUCCUGGGAGGGGAGUGUCAGUAGCUCAGGGAUAAAUAAUAGAGAGGCAGAGCUCAGAGUUAGUCAAAAGGCGGACCUGACAAGGUCACACACAGAACCAAGCAGGAGCAGCAGGACCUCAGCAUUUGUUACAAAUGGAGAAAAAUGAAGAUGUUCAAUACUGUUUUCAAGACGGAAACUCUUCAUGCAGAAAGGCUUUGCUCUCGACAUCUAUCUACAUAACACUGUACAUCUUCUUCUCAUUGAUUUCAGCAGUUACAGUAUUUUUGAACAUACUGGUGAUCAUCUCCAUCUCUCACUUCAAGCAGCUCCACACUCCAACCAACCUGCUCAUCCUCUCUUUGGCUGUGUCAGAUCUCCUGGUGGGACUGAUUGUGAUACCAGUAGUGACUGUAGCAUUAAUGGAAUCAUGCUGGGGUUUUGGAGAAUAUUUCUGUGUGUUUCAUAUCUACAUUACUUUUUUAUGUACUUCUUUAUCUCUGGGUAAUUUGGUCUUGAUAUCUAUUGACCGCUAUGUUGCUGUGUGUGAUCCCUUAUUGUACCAGUCUAAAAUAACAACAACAAGAAUGAUGUGGUGUAUAUCCAUUACCUGGUGUUGUUGUGUCAUAUACCGUGCUGCUAUUGUAAAAAACUUUGUCAAUGUACAGGUACCCAGUAGGUGUUUGAAAGAAUGUUUUUUUGUUGAAGGGUUAAUCUGGGUUAAUAUCAUCGACCUUGUAAUUACAAUGGUUGUCCCGUGCUCUAUUAUUAUGACACUUUAUAUGAAAAUCUUUGUUGUUGCCAGAUCACAGGCCAGAAAUGUUUUUUCAAAAGAGGCUGCCAGUGUGUCUGGUGUUAAAACUGUACAGGCAAAUAAGUCUGAGAGAAAAGCAACAAAAACUUUAUCUAUUAUUGUUUUCAACUAUUUCAAUUGUUGGAUUCCAUUUCUAUUUGUUUUCUUUUUUACUUUUGUAAUUGACAAUUUAUUAUCAGUUAUCAUCGGCUUUCUGCCUCUUGUUAAUUCCUUAAUUAAUCCAAUAAUUUAUGCUUUCUUUUAUCCAUGGUUCAAAGUGACAGCUAAACAUAUUUUAACUCUGAACUUAAGGCGUUCAUAGUACAAAUGUUUUCAUAGUACAUGUGUUAGCUAGGGAUGGGGGAAAAGUGUGACACCAAUCAGGCCAACAAGAACUGGAAUUGCCCUUCUAGUGUCUAGUGGCUCACUUCAACAAGUGCAGUAAAAUGUAAAUGUACAAUAUGCAUGAUAUCAGAUAACAUCCAAGUAUAACUCUAUGGUGUGUUGUGUAAAUAGUUGAUGGUCAAAUUUAAGAAUAUGCAACUCUGGGUA